AUGGUCAUCGCCCGUCACGGUAAACCGGAUCUGUUCAUAACGAUGACGUGUAACCCUCGGUGGCCCGAAAUUAUAGAUAAUCUUGGUCCGCAUCAAAAAUGGGAGAACAGACCGGAUCUGGUCUGUAGAGUAUUCCACGCAAAAUUGCUGGAAUUAAUGGACGACCUAACGCAAAAACAAAUAUUUGGUGUCGUUAAAAACUACCACUACGUCAUCGAAUUUCAAAAACGAGGCUUGCCUCAUGCCCACAUAGUUUUAACUAUGCAAACCGAUGACAAAGUGUUGGACGUCGAAACCGUCGAUGCUAUUGUACAAGCGUAUAUACCAGAUAAAAAUACGCAACGCAUCUUAUAUGGCCUUGUCAGAGAUUUCCACGUCCAUGCGCCUUGCGGACAAUUAAAUAUGUUCGCCAAAUGCAUGAUGAAUGGCCAAUGUAAAAAAUUUUAUCCCAAACCCUAUAGAACUCAUACUUCCCUACACAUGGGUGGUAAUAAGAGACCGGAAUACAAACGUCCCGACGAUAGUCGGACGAUUUAUGUAGAUGCUAAUCGUUGUCGGGUAACAAAUAGACGAAUUGUACCCUAUAAUGCUUAUCUAUUGAGCAAAUAUCAAUGUCAUAUUAAUAUCGAAGUGGUAGGUUCCCUCUAUACGAUGAAAUAUCUACAUAAAUAUAUACAAAAAGGCUCAGACUCUAUAACCCUGCGCAUCGGUGACGGUAAUAAUGAUGGGAAUACUCGAGCACAUUCCCAGCCAACGACUGAAUUGCAGAAAACUCCCAUCGAAACUUUGGUUAUCGAUGAAAUAAAAAAUUAUCAAGAUUACAGAUACGUUAGUGCGAUGGAAGCGAUGUGGAGAAUUCUCGAAUUUAGAAUGCACGAUCGCUCCCACUCGGUGUUAGUGUUGCCUGUACACUUACCGGGCGAUAGAACAAUAAUGUUCGAUGAAUUAGAAGAAGCCAAUAACAUUGAAGCGCGUCUGCAAUCACGCUCAAAGUUAGAAGCUUACUUUGAAUUGAAUUCGCACGACGUUGUCGCUCGUACUUACUUGUAUCACGAAAUCCCUCAACAUUACACCUGGAACUAUAAAGAAUGCAAAUGGCAAUCCAGGCGUCAAGUAAGUAAGCAGAUCGGCUGUAUGAUUGAUGUAUCGCCGCUCCCGGGCCAAAUGGAACUUUUUUUCUUCCGACUGCUUUUAUCACGAAUCAAAGGAGCGACAACGUACGAUGAUUUAAAAAAAAUUGAUGAUGACGGUACGACGACUGACACUUUCGAAGAAGCAUGCCGUAGAAAAAAUUAUAUUCGUCGAACCGACGAAUUCGAACGAGCUAUGAGGGAAGCCGUUCUAAAGCAGCACCCACGUAAAAUGCGUAAACUAUUUGCACUCUAUUGUUGUAUCACAAUCGAUGAGGGUUUCACGGAAUACAACGCCAUUUGGCAUCAAUUCUGUGAAUAUAUGAUUGACGAUUUCGUGAAUCUGAAACGUCUCUCGUAUCAAAGAGCGGAGGAAAAAGCUUUUAAAGAAAUAAACGAAAUAUUAAAGAGAAAUAGAUCAAAUUUAUCUAUGGCAGCGUUAGGUAUACGUUCUAUCCACGAUAAUAAUAGAAGUGAUGCUGCUUUUAACCGUGUUCCCGAUAUUGAUAAUAAUAUCAACUGCGAUCGUCAUUAUGAUUAUGGUGUAGAUUUGUAA
Diorhabda sublineata is the source of this 1686-nucleotide messenger RNA. RefSeq lists its product as uncharacterized. Lineage: Eukaryota; Metazoa; Arthropoda; Insecta; Coleoptera; Chrysomelidae. The transcript has a single exon. The record is from RefSeq and is a predicted model, not a curated record. Bases 1 to 1686 code for a protein of 561 amino acids.